Messenger RNA from Theileria parva strain Muguga, 2675 nucleotides. RefSeq names its product putative integral membrane protein. The record is from RefSeq and is a predicted model, not a curated record. Bases 243 to 2555 code for a protein of 770 amino acids. The transcript has a single exon. NCBI's taxonomy places the organism in Eukaryota, Apicomplexa, Aconoidasida, Piroplasmida, Theileriidae.
AAAUUGGCAGAUUCGGAACACUAUUUGAUAAUAUAAGCAAAAUCUGUAAAAUGUGUAUACCCUAAAUUUUAGAAAAAAAGUCGGCUCACAAUAACUAGAAAUUGUAUGGCGGAAAUCGGCUAGCUUAAAGGCCAAGGAAUCAAUAACACAUUUAACAUAUAAUCAAAAUAUUUUAAGUUGAAGUAAUUUUAUUUUAUAAAAGGGAUUUUUUAUACAAAUAAAAAGGUAAUAACAAAAAACUUAUGGAAUCGUUCGACGGAUUAACCGAAAGUAAAUUUGAAGACGAUAUGAGUCAAUUAGACACAAACAAAGACGAAAAUAAACCAGAAAAUUUCGAAAUAUCGUCUUUCGAAGGAAUCUCAUCCUAUGAUGAGAAUACCAAGGUCAGUGAGAGAAUUACGGGCAGCAGUAGUUCGAUGGUAGGGGGAAUAAGUGAAGAAUCCCUCAAAAUCGAACCAAUGGCGGGAGAUUAUCAAUUUGAUGAUAAUCAAGGCUGUGAUUGGUCAUUUGGCAUCAGCCCGAACGUUAACACAACCAGAACCCAUGAAGAAGGCAGCGGUUAUACACUUGGAACUGAAGAUGAGGAAACUCUUAAGGGAACCUCAGAUAGUCCCGACCUGGCAAAUUUAACACCAGAUCCAGAAAAAAUCUGGCCGGAUUUUAAAAAUUCGACACCAGAUGAGGAGAGAUCUGAAAAUGAGUCAGAAUCUGAAAUGAAGAAAUUAAUAGUUUCAGAAUAUUCAGGGUCGGAAAUAUCCAAAUCAAAGCCAGAAAGUGGUAUUGAGGAUCUUAGUAGUGAAAAUGAGGAAAAAAAGUUGACAAUCUCAAAUCAGGAGGAUGAACAGGAAAGUUACGGAAAUGUUGAAGUUGAAGAGGAGUCUGAAGUAAGCAGUUCAAAUGGAAGUUGGAUCAAUGAAGAUGAGGAAAUUUUAGAUGAUGAGGAAAUAUCAAAUUAUCAAGAUGCCCAAUCUUUGGCAACCUAUAACGACAGUAACAUCGAAAACAAAGAAUUCAAUGUGGUUGAGGUCACAGAAAGGACCUCUCCUGCAAGUCAAAUUGGUGAUAGUAACGGAUCAAAAACUAAAACGCAACCAGAGGUGACAGUUUCAAGCCCUGCAGUAACUUAUCACAGCCCUGAAAACGAAUUUUCAAGUCCAGUUGAUGAAGAUUACGAGAAGACUAGCUCAUUCAACUCAUACCAGUAUAAUGCAUUUGAUCCAGAAUUGGAGAUAGUUGAUCCGAAACCAGAUGUCCUUCAACCUGAUGCUGAUAUGGACGAUGAUAUGAAAUCAGCUAAAAAUGGCCCAUUGAACAGGAAUAUUGUGUGUUACAAGAGAGAAAAUUCAAUUUCCGUCAUUUCCAGUAACAACUCAUGCAAGCACAUGGAUAAGGACUGUAAAUGUAAUGGUAAAAAGGGAGAUAAAUGGGAGGAAAGUGAGGUUAAUUCCAGUACUACAAUUGAGAUUGAGGAGGGAGAAGUUGAUACAAAGCUUACUAGAGGAAGGAAGGCAAUUCAGAAGUUCAACAAGUUCUUUUCAGCCAUCAAGUGGGCUCUGAUCAGAAGUUCUUUGAUAUUGCUGCUUUUCUUCUGGCUCAUAUCGAUGAUUUAUGGGUCACUUAGUCUCAGUUCCAAUGACUGGUUGGUGAACACGGUUGCCUACAAAUGCGGUGAAAUCUCAGGCCACAGUUACACAUUCUUAGGGCCUUAUGGACUCAGUAGAAAGGACAUUGCAUAUCUGAAGGAUGGAGCUAAAUUAACACUCACCAGGGGUCUAGUGUACUACAAUGAAAUCAUUAACAAGGGUUACAAAGACCCAGAAGGAGACACUUCAUGCCCUGAAGAUGGAGACGAUAAACCAAAACCUACAACAUCAACUCCAGCUCAUGGUGGUAAAAAGCUUGAGGAUGAUGCAUGUGAACUUCCAGCAGACCUAACAUUGACCAGAGAUGGCGAUCACGUGUUAUCAUCAGAUGAAGAGAAGGCUAGGAAGAUAAUAACGAGCACUAACGAGAAGAUUAACAUCUACAGCCAGUGCGGGCAUGAAAGGAAAUUCAUUAGGAAGUCGUGCUGUUUCAGAGACAUGUGCGCUGUAGGGAACUUAAACGAGAGUGACACGAGCUACUUCAAGUCGCUGUACGGGCCAACAGUGUACGACAUCCACUACAGUGAGUUUGAGAACUUUGACAAGGGCGGAAAGACGCUUUGGUACACGGGAAUCGUAUCUAUGGUGUUUCUGUUUCUCGCCAUUAUUAUGGUCUCAGAAAGAAUAAUGACCAACAAAGUCGAACUCACAAUAAGACUCGCCAUGAGAAACAUGGCCAACAUCCUGUGGAUAAUCAGCGUCUUCCUCUCCGUCACCGCCUUCUUCCUCUGGCGGUAUUUCUCUGGUGGCUCAGUCUGCGUCGAUGAACUCGGAAAAUCUAGGCCCUGCCAAUACUACUAUGCAACCUACUUUUACAUUGUACACAUCCUGUCAAGCUUACUAGGACUGGUUUCAUACGCUGCUAAUUGCAUCGCUGGCUCACGCAGAAUCAACGAAAUCCACCGAAUCUAAGUUUCUGGGUUCCUUCACGGUGAUUUCUUCUUUUCAAAUUAUCCACACCAUUAUCUAUUCAGGUUAAUUUCCACGGGAUUUUAAAGAACUUUCAACAAUCAAAUUUAUAUACAAUCAAUU